AUCACAAAACAUGUAGAAAAAUCUACCAUGUCAAAUGCAUAUAAAUUGAGCACACCUGCUGCAUCAAGAGAAGCAACAUAAGGAGACCAAAAUUAGAAGAACUACAUAUAGCAACAGAUUGCCAUAGAAAUGGCAUGCUCUGUCUUUCAUCUGCUAGUGAUUCUAUUGGGGAUUUGUCACCUCCUAAGCUUAACCGACGCCGUUCCGGUCACAAGAAUUGAAAAACUAUGGCAUGGAAAUGGAAUUCAAACUCCUCAAGUUAUAGAGAAUGCCCACCUCCAGGCAAGUAUUGAGAAGAAUUUGGAGCAAGAGGUGGUUGUGGUUAAAGGAAGGAUAUUGACGGUGGAGGUGAAUGAUUAUCCAGGAUCAGGUGCCAACAACCGCCACACUCCACGGCCACAAGUUGGAAGAUGUGUGGACUGUUAAAUUUAUUACUAUCAUUAUUUAGCCAGUAGAAAUACUCUUUAAUAUAUAUAUAUAUAUAUAUAAUAUACAUAUAUUUAUAUAUUUAUAUACACUACAUAGAGUAUUAAUUAAGUAAUACUAAUUAUGAGGAUGUAAUAGCUGUAAUGAAGCAUGAUUAAUUUUGUCCCAGUGUCCAAUGAUCAUGACUAAGAGGUUCAUUUAAUUUAGAGAUAUCUUAAUUUCUUUACCCUUUUUUUUUUAAUCGCUUGGGGGCUUAUAAUUAAUUAAGUCGAAAGUGUAACUCAUAGUAAAUAUCAAUUAAUUAAUUGUUGGAUUCUACAA
Messenger RNA from Tripterygium wilfordii, 747 nucleotides. RefSeq lists its product as uncharacterized. Lineage: Eukaryota; Viridiplantae; Streptophyta; Magnoliopsida; Celastrales; Celastraceae. The transcript has 3 exons. The coding region runs from base 130 to 426 and encodes 98 amino acids. The record is from RefSeq and is a predicted model, not a curated record.